Messenger RNA from Cuscuta epithymum, 2392 nucleotides. Lineage: Eukaryota; Viridiplantae; Streptophyta; Magnoliopsida; Solanales; Convolvulaceae. The record is from the annotation of a GenBank genome assembly.
GUAAAUUCUCUCACCCGCCAUCCCUCAUUUUCAACAAUUUUCCCUCUCAAACGGAGUAAUCAAGUGUGAUCCCCCUCCUCCUGCAAUCAUCGCCCCAAAUUCUCCCACCAUUCAGAGACAGAGACAGAGUGACAGAGAUGACGAUUGAGAUGCUGAAAGGUUUGCCGUUCUCGGUAGACACAUGGUCGCCGAAUUCGAGCAGGAAGCGGCACCAUUUCCUCACGCAUGCCCACAAAGACCACACUCAAGGGAUCUCCACUCACGCCUCUUAUCCGAUCUACUGCACCCUUAUCACCAAGGCUCUAGUCCUUCAACAUUACCCUCAGCUUGACGGGUCAGUCUUUGCGACUAUUGAGAUGGAGCAGAGUUUGGAGAUUGAGGAUCCUGAUGGCAAAUUUAUGGUCACCGCCUUUGAUGCCAAUCAUUGUCCGGGAGCUGUUAUGUUCUUAUUUGAAGGGAUAUUUGGUAACAUUUUGCAUACUGGAGAUUGCAGACUUACUAUUGAGUGUUUAAGAAGAUUGCCAGAAAAGUAUGUCGGGAAGAAAGGAAGAGAGCCUAGGUGUCCACUUGAUUGUGUUUUCCUGGAUUGUACUUUUGGUAAGUUCCCAUCGAGGAUGCCCACCAAGCAGUCAGCAAUCCAACAGGUCAUAAACUGUAUAUGGAAGCAUCCUGAUGCCCCAACAGUGUAUUUGACAUGUGAUCUUCUUGGACAAGAGGAUAUCCUAGUGAACAUAUCCAGAACUUUUGGGUGUAAGAUAUAUGUCGAUAAAGUGAAAACUCCACAAUUUUUCCAGACUCUAGAACUUUUGGUGCCUGAAAUUCUCUCUCAAGACCCAAUUUCUCGUUUCCAAAUGUUUGAUGGAUUCCAUGGACUAUAUGAGAGGGCAGAAGCAAAGAUUGCAGAAGCUCGGGCAAAUCAUCAAAAUGAGCCUCUAAUAAUCCGUGCUUCUUCACAGUGGUAUGCAUGCAGUGACAAAGAGUGUUCAGAUAUGCAGAAACAGAAAAAGGAAAGGUUUGACCAAGCAGUGAGAGAUACAUCGGGAGUGUGGCAUGUCUGUUAUUCAAUACACUCUUCCAGGGAAGAACUGGAGUGGGCCCUACAAAUUCUUGCUCCCAGAUGGGUUGUUUCGACUACUCCCACUUGCAGGGCUAUGGAACUGGAUUAUGUGAAGAAGCAUUGCUUUACACGUAAGCGUGAUAUGGACGAUCCGUUUUUGAAACUUUUGGAGAUUGAUGUGUGUGCAUCAUCUCAAGGCAUACCGAAAGAAGCUUCUGUCACAUCUGUUGUCACCUCUGAGGGUAAUAGUAAGAUCUUAACCCAACUGGCAGUAUCACCAAGUAGGAAGGUGCAGCAUAUUCCUCCUCCGAGGAGGAAAAGGUUACCCAUCACCUUAUUUGGUAGAGCUAGGCAUGGGAUGGUGGAUCCCUCUUUUGCAGAAGUCAAUAAAGCCUCUAAGGUUUCUGAUAAGAAUCAUGCAUCAGUUGAAAUUAAGAUAGACUUAAGUAAAUCCAAAGAAUCAAAUAAUGGCUUGUCAGAGAAUGUUACUAUGGAGGGGGAGGAGAUAUCACUGGAACUGGAGAUGCAUAAUUAUAAAUCUGAGGAGUGCAACUCAACAGAUGAUAUAAAGGAGCACCAGAAAAAUGUUUCUGAUAUUACACCUAAUGGCUUGUCAGAGAAUGUUACUUUGGAGGGGGAGGAGAUAUCAGUGGAACUGAAGAUGCAUAAUUAUAAACCUGAGGAGUGCAACUCAACGGAUGAUAUAAAGGACCACCAGAGAAGUGUUUCUGAUAAUACACCUAAUGGAUCGUCAAAGAGCUUUAGUGCAAGCUUGAGAAGGUUAUACCGGUCUAUGAACGUACCGGUACCUGAGCCUCUUCCAUCACUUGUGGAACGUAUGAAUGCUAAUAAAAAACGUGCAAGGUGGUUGUGUAACUUGUGAGUGAGAUGUCCUCUCUGCCUUGUGGUUCAGCAUUGUCUCAAAUUGGUUCUUUCUCUACUCUUCUGUGUUUCCAUGGUUAAAUCUGAAGUUCUUUUACAGAAAGUGGGAAGUUCUUAAUGCAAUUCAUAUGGUACACUUUCCUGGGAGCCUUUUAGGCAUUGUUGCAAACCAAGUUUUUUUUUUUUACUUUGCUGAUAGGUCACUUUGUUCCUGAUUUUUUUUGUACAGAUAGGCUCUUUUUUUAUGCUUGCAUAUUUAUUCAAAUUGCAGAGACCAAUUUUGUCCUUGUGGAGAUUCAGGUUAUUAAACAUUGUCUAUGGAAAGCGAUUCUUUCAUUUCCUUUGUAAUAUAAACAAUCAACUUUUUAUGGUUCAUGUCAUCAUGUGCAUGAAUAUAGUUCUCUUUCUACUUGCUGGCGUGUAUUCUGGCGUGUUUUGAAAAUUGACAAUGGG